Messenger RNA from Moneuplotes crassus, 561 nucleotides. The record is from the annotation of a GenBank genome assembly. NCBI's taxonomy places the organism in Eukaryota, Ciliophora, Spirotrichea, Euplotida, Euplotidae.
UGCCAAUUUCUUUAAGACAAAGAACUAGUAAAAAUAAUUCUCUCAUAUUAGCAUAUUAUUAAUAUCCCUUACUCUCUGCCAACUUCUGGCUUCAAUAUCUAUUAAACCUAAAAGUCUGUGAGCAUCAAAGUGACUGCUGAAGCUCUAUUGGCUUUUGAAAAGGUCGGUAAGAAACAACACAAGUGGGCUGUUUUAAGUCAGAUUAAGACAAGGAGAAGUGCCAUGUGGAGUGUGAAGGGGAGAUUGGGUCUACUUUUGAGGAGUUUAGAGGUGUAAUUCCUGGUGUUGAUCUGAGGUAAGUGGAGGAUGAGGAGUGGAGAUGGGAGUUUAUUUAGAUGGGGGUUGGUGUGUAUAUUGAGAAAGAUGAUGGAUCAGCUGUGAAUAAGAUUGUGUUCUUUAGUUAUGUGCCGGAUGAGUACACUGGUAUGGAUAAGUUGUUCUAUUCUGCUUUUAAGGAUUCUAUUAGGAAAGAAUUUGAAGGGAUUGCCAAGUGUAUUCAGGCUAAUGAUAAGGAUGACGUCGAUGAGAAGGAAGCAAUCUCUAACUUCUUUUAAUGCUAGC